Messenger RNA from Dictyostelium discoideum AX4, 396 nucleotides. RefSeq lists its product as hypothetical. The record is from RefSeq and is a predicted model, not a curated record. The transcript has a single exon. The coding region runs from base 1 to 396 and encodes 131 amino acids. Lineage: Eukaryota; Evosea; Eumycetozoa; Dictyosteliales; Dictyosteliaceae.
AUGAUUAUAAUGUUUCAGAUACAACACAUCAUUAUUAUUUAUCAUGUUUCCAUUUUUAGACAAGAUACAAUUAAUAAUACAGAUUCAGUUUUAAUUGAAAGUUGCUCUUAUUCAUUUAUUAAAUUAAAUGGAAAUUGUGGUAAUGUUACCGGUAAUAAUAAUGUAUCAGCUUUAACAAAUACAUCACAUUUUGUUGUAUUUUUAUUAAUAGUUAUAGGUGUACUCCCAAUAAUUUACUUUGUUGCUCAAAUUGCUUUCGCAAUUUAUCAUAAACAUCAUGAAAGUGAAUUAAGUGAAAAAUUAUUCCGUCAUUCAAAACUUUCAAUGUUAUUAGUUUUAAUUUCAAGUGUUGGUUGCUUUUGCUACAAUUUUAUCCGAUAUUACAAAUUUAAAUAA